CCCGUACACACCGUGCAUGUAUUUGUCCCGAUCACGGUGCAGUCCGUUGCCGGGCGGCAUAGAGGAGGAGGCUGAAUGACGUGCCAGUGCACUUGCCAGUCGCUGACACGUCUUCGCACCACCCCGGCCAUGCAUCCAGGCAACGUACACACCGAGAAUCCCAAGACACCACGACACGCCCUCUCACUCAGAUCUCAAAACCGCAUCUGUCUCAUCCAAGCAAAAAGGGUGUGCCACACCCACGAGGUCUUUUCUUUCACACCCGCACACCGACCGAACAGCACCAAGCAUCACCUUCCUCCGUUCAUCAACCAUCCACUGGCUGAUUAUCCUUCCUUCUCUUCUUGCUCUUGGGCUUCGCCAUCUGCCCAUCGUCGUCUUCAUCCCCCUCAUCUGGCUUGUCCUUGAUGGCGGCUGGGGCGGCCACGCCGUCCCCCUCCUCUCUCUUGACAGCCAGCAGGUCCAGCAGCUGCUUGUUCUGCCCCGCCAGUCGCUGCACCAGCUUGACGGCGUUCCGAGCCGCCGUCUGGUGCCGGCCGCCGCCGCCCUCCUUCUUGCCCCCCUCCUCCUUGGACAGCUCCUGCAGCUGAGCGCUCUGUGAGAGGAACGCGUCACGGGCCGUGUGGAGGUCAGCAGACACGUCGUCGGUCGGGGGCGUGACGAGGGCGAAGAGGGCUUUCCUGAGGGCCUCGAGGACGGUCUUCUUGUAGCUGGCACGCUGCAGCGCCGAUGCGAACUCCUUCGCGCCGUCCUGCUGCUGCGUCAGCUGCAGGCACUUGAGGCACGACUCGAGCAGCGCCAUCAUCAGCUCAACGGCAUGGGCGGUCUUGCCCUGCUGUGCGAGCAUCGCCAUGUGAGCCUUGACGAACAUGUCCCCCUGGAUGGCGAUGCACUCCCGCUGCAGGAACACCGACCGUGCGGAUGUGGCCACGGCGGCGAAGGGCACCUCGGCGCACCAGAGAGGGUGGCGCGUCAUAAAGAAGCGGAAGAAGGAUGACGUAAGGUGGCAGCUCUUCUUGGUCGUCCACUGCGUCAGGGCGGCCGUCAGGGUGUCGCGAGCACACGCAUCAGGCGAUGCAGACAGCCGAAAGACGAGGGCGAGCAGGGCGGCACCGAGGGCGCUGUACAUGACUUGGGCUUUGUCGGGGACCUUCCUGCUGCACAGCUCCACCAGCGCCUCACAGUGCCCCUUCACAUACGCCUCGUCGACUGCUGUCAUCUCGCCACCAUCGGCCGCUCUGAACUCCUUCCGCCUGACGAAGGCCUCGAUGGUCGACCCCAGCUUGCGCGCGAAGUCCCUCACGAGCGCUGGCAGGCCCUUUACCCCACCCAGCUGCCGGGAGGCGCUCAAUGACAGCGUCUCUCGAUGGACGCCGAAGAGAGCAAUGGCCGUGUCCAUAGCCGUGGUGAGCCGGUCGGCAGUGUCGAGAGGGGCGUGUAGGAGGUAGGCCUGCAGUGCGUCGAGGGCUCGGAUACGGACGUGGAGGUUGUCAUGCAAGGCCUUGAGGCGCUGCUUCCUCUUGGUCUCCUUCUUGGCCUCCUCGUCGAUAGCGGCCUUCUGCGCGGCCACUGCCGAUGCGGGUGGGAGGUGCUCGAGCUCCAGGUCGCCUGCAAAGGCAGCGAAGGCCGCUGCUGCAUCGAGGCUGAUGUCCUCCUCUCCCUCUCCUUGCUCCUGCUCUUGCUCCUCUUCUUGCUCGCCAUCGCGCUCGUCUUCGUUUUCUUCUUCACCUUCGUCAUGAUUGUCGCCAUUCAUGACCACGUCGGCCUCUUCUGCCUCGUUCUCCUCUCCGUCUCCCUCACCCUCCGUCAUGGCGACCAUGGGGUGCUCGCCCGUGACCACCUGCAGCAUCUGCCUCACGGUGGCGUCCGAUGCCUGUGGCCCCACCGCAGCCCACAUCUGGUCCACCACCUGCCGUACCAUGCCCUCAGACGCACCCCCGCCCUCCAGUAGCACCGACGGGGGCAACGCAUCGGCCACUCGUGUCGCCCAGGAUGCUGCUGAUGGCUUGCUGUCCUUGGGCACGGCCGAGAGGAGGGCUUUGCGGAGGGUGGUGACGUGUGUGAGGAAAUUGGCCAUGUCCUCCUGGAAGGCCGCCGUGUCGGCUGCGGAGGGGGGCGCGAGAGGGAGGAUGGGGGAGUGGGCGUCCUUCUUGGCUCGCUUGGAAGGACGCUCGGCCUCAUCGGCGCCUGAACAUUACAAAAAGAGAAAAUAAAUGCAUUGCCGCCUUGACGAGUGGGUGGUCUGCUUGCCUUCAUGUAUCUGGGCGGCCGGCCUGCGCUCGCUGAAGUCCAGCGCCGCCAACAGAGGGUACAUGGCCAGCGCACUCACACCCACUGCACACGCCAUGAUGCCGCCAGCGUCACCCCCCUCCUCCUUCGACAGCUUGACCGCCCGUUUGGCCACUUUGAUCGCCGUGUCGGCCGCCUCCACACACGUGCCGAUCACCGCGCUGUCCAGCACACCGCGGGCACAUAUCCGCAUGGUCGUCACCACGUCACGCAUCUCUCCCGUGUCCUUCUUUUUCUUCUGCUGCCGACAGGCGAUGGUGUUCUCGCCCUCAGCCAUCCUGGCUGCCGCCUUGAGCAGCGCCGCCAGAGUCCUGACAGUCUCGAGGGCGGCCUUGGCAAGCUCGCCUUGGUCAGUGCCCCCCUUCUUGUGGAUUUGUUUGCAUAAGAUGCGGCCGGUCUCGCCGAUGACGCCCGCCAGCUUGCCGUUGAGAAAGUGGAUCAGCGGCUCAUGCGUUGGCGUGUCGUGCCCGAUGGACAGCAGGGGCACCAAUGGCGUCUCCUGUCCGUCAAGGUCACCCUCCUCCCCUUGCAGGCCGUCGUAUGUGAGGGUCAGUGGGGUGCCGGCCGUGCCGGUGACCAGGUGGGCGGGGGCAAAGAGAAAGAGCGAGACGGUGCGCAGCAGAUAGGCAUCGACUGAGGCUGCUGCAGAUGAAGGGUUUGAUGCAUCAGCGGCUGUGGCUGUAGUGGUGUGCGGCAGGUGCACCAGCCGGUCGACGAAGAAGCGCACUUGACGGGCAACCUCGUUCUGACACAGAACGGAGGGAGAACACGCGACUGAUUUGUUCAAACCGCCUUUGUCUUCGUUGGAUCAUGCUUACGUCCACGUGAGUGACGGCGAGUUGCUUGAAGGCCCUCUCUGCGAAUGCCCGCCGGUCCCCUUCAUCCAACGGCGCAAGAAACAUGCGAUGGAGCCUAAACACACAGACGGGAGGGCAAUCAUCAUUUCGAUCCUGCUGCCAUGGGCAUCAGUGCUCACCUUGAUGCGACUUUGCGGUUGAGGGGUCGGUGUUUGGUGGCCUCUGCCAGUGUCCACCACACCUCCAUCCGCACAUCGCCGUCGAUAUGCAUCGGCACACUCCACAUGGCCGCAGACCUUCGCUGAGUGCUCUCCUCCGUGGCCCACAGCCACUCCCGCAUUAUGUGCUCCUGCAGUCUCUCGGGCGUCGCAUCAUAUGCAGCAGUGUCUUCUACCGCCUUGCCGCUGUCUCCGCUGCUGCCGCCCCGCUUCCCUUUCUUCUGUGUGGCGGCCGUGGGCUUGGUGAGUGAGCGCAGAGAGUCGCCCGUGACGAGCUCAUAGAAUCGAUCGAGGAAGAAGUGGGCAGCGGCGAAGAGGGGGUUUGAUGGGGCACCUGUCAGCCGGUCUGCGAGGCAGCUGAUGAAAUGGGGGCCGCCAACGAGAAAGAUCUGAACACAACAUGCACGUGUAAAACACAGACAGCCGAUGAUUGACGGCUGCGCCAACAUCAAUCACUGCCCUCCCAUCCCCCCACCUUGAUGAGUUGCUGCAGCUUUUCGUCAUCGAUGGUGGCGUUGCCCUCGUCGUCACUGUUGUUGAGUGAGAUGCGUUUGAGCCGCAUGAGUAUCUCCAGAGCCACCCUGAAGCCGAUGAAGUUCCUCUCGUGUGGGUACCGCACCUUGGUGACAAAAAAGUGCCCGUCGAUCUCGGGCCACACCGUUCCGAACACCGACACGGCGUCACUGAAUGAAAGAAGAAAGACGGAGAGAGGAGUGAGUAAGCUGCCGGCAGCGGGUGUGGUGGAUAUUGCGCAUUCGUUACUUGAAUGGCGACUCGAACACCAGGUCCAGAAACGAAUCCCACAGCGAAUGCAACCUGGAAGAACACAACUCGUCCACUUUAUCACAUCACCGCGUAAGUCAUUGACCUUAUUGCUGCUCCGCCCACCUACCUUGGAUGGUACAUAGGUGUGCCCCAGAGGUACACCAUCACGGACCUCAGCCUCCCACCAGCCAGAGGGUUCUUGUGGACGAACGUCCACGGCUUGAAUGCAGCCGGGGGGAUGCCGUCGGGAGCGUUGUCGUUGGGCGCCAUCUCGCUCUCCAGCCGCUUCCGCAGCCGCAGCAGGAUGUCCAGGAGGGCGCAUGGGGGCGAGUUGAGACGGAGACCCACACCUGCAAGGGAAUGAACCCACGAUGCAUGCAUGGCUGGCCAAGCGUGUCCGUCCCUCGUCUUGUCUUGGUUGCCCACCGCUUGCGUCCUUUUUCUUGUUGUGUGUCUUGCUCUUCUGGGCGUCAUCUGCGUCGUCGAUUUGCAUCAUGUGUUGGUCGCCGUCCAGCUGGUCGAGUGAGUCGGCGAACAGCUGCAGUGUGUGGGGGUCGAAGACCUUGGACAGACGAGACGUGAUGAACUUGACCGAUACAGAGGGGUCGAACCUGACGCCAACAAACACAUGUACGCAUGACGGUCGCGAUGACUGACGUUGAUUGAGUGGCCGUGUGCAUGUUCUGCAUACUGUGCGACGCUGCGUGUGAUGAGUGUGAUGGCGUGCGCGGCGGCCUCCUGCAGAUAGACCUUGCCGUCAUACACGCCCCAAAGACCCUCAUACACGCCCUCGAUGUACGGCAGACACUGAACCAACGAAGCAAAUCACACCAACACACAUAGUCAGUCAACACCGCGUACCAUAGCCUUUUGUCGAUUGUCCUGUUUGUGCUCACGUGUUUUGUGUUGAAGAAGCCGCACCGCUGCAGGGCGAGAUAGCCGAACAGGCGACCCAACAACAGAUCUGCCAACACACAAACAAGACCCACAUAUGCGCAGCGACACGACAAAGCCUUCCUGGAUGAAUCUGUACCACCCCUUCCCUUCAACGCGCGCACCUUUGUGCUCAUUGGACGAGACUUUGCUGGUGAUCUGUGUGGCUUGGUCAAUCUGGGUCAGCACGUCGCUGCGCGGCACCUCCUUCUUGAAAGUGGACAGCACCGUUGUCAGUGCCGACGCAUACCCCUGCCGCACACAGUCCCUGAAGGACGUCAGACCACGCACCUGCGCACACCCAGACAAGGAGAAAACACACACACGACUUAUCAAGUCCCUCGAAGCAUGCAUUCGCUCCCACUCAGUCCACUCACUCACCAGUCGCUUGACGGAGUAUUCGAGAUCUGAUGAGAACUUCUCGCCGCUGCCCCUCUGCUGUUCGGCCUUGAGUGUGUCAACCAUCAGCUGCACCGCCCGCCGCCGUCUGCCGAUGGACGUAUCGCCCAGAUCCCAGAACAACUGCAUAAACGACUGAUCUUCCAUAAUGCUCCAAGCGAGGAACAGCCCCAGAGGAC
Molecule: messenger RNA, 5580 nt
Organism: Vitrella brassicaformis
Lineage: Eukaryota; Vitrellaceae
Source: the annotation of a GenBank genome assembly